GUGUCAAAAAAAAAACACGCAUGCAUGAGGCACCAGGUUUGCUACAAGACAAUCUGCCUCCAUGUGUUAUAAGAAUACGUGGGAACUUUAGCAGUAGCAUUUGAAUUGGGUCCAUUUUAAUGACACAAACCGGCAAUAUGUUGGGCCAAUGUAAAUGGGAGAUGCUAAUUUUUAUUUUUAUUUUAAAAAAGGUUGAAAUAUUUCACACCCUUCAAUUAUUGGGGGAAAAAUGGUUCAGUAAGCCAUGGUCCACCGCGAUGUGGUAAGCCACCGAACACAGUGUAUCGUGUGAUGUCUUAAAAGCACUUUUUAGACUAUCUAUGUUCAAAGGACAUGAUCGAAUGAUUUAACUGUAUCAUUUUCCAAUGGACCCAAAUUGUGGUGGGCUGGAUUAUGGUCAUGAUAAUUUCUUGAGGAAAUUCCCCAUUUUUCUUAAGAAAAACAUCGAUUGUCUCGAAAAUCAUGGCUAUUCAUGACGACACCAAAGUCUCCCAUAGAUGCACGGCAUAAACUUACAUCAAUCGAAGCCAUCCAAAUCAUGAGCCCCAUCUUAUAAACAUUAUAACCGCAACAGCUCAUUUAUUGGACCACCCUUUUGAGGGAUUGUACUGUUGAAGGUUUUUGGCAUAACCAUCCAUUUGAUGGUUAGAAUCAUCCGUUCAGUUCAAUUUCUAGCUCAUGAUCAAUCCACAACUGGCCAUGUGAUUUGAACGGUUAGGAUUCAUGGAAACAUGCACCAUUUAUACUUCGACUGCUUGCAUGUGCAGUGAUAUUUGUACUCUUCCAUUACAUAUCAAAUGAUCCCUUAUUAGUUAUUUCUCCAUAAGAUUUAGGACCCGGUUAACUAACAAAAAUAGCAAACCAUCCAUUUAUUGGAUGGUGAGGACAGUCCCAUCAAUCCAAAUGGUGGCAGUGGCCAAUCAAUGGUGAGGCCGGAUGAAUGGUUCAGAUCACCAUACACGUGUCACGCUUACUGCCAAAUUAUGGGUGACAUCAUGGACCCAGCUUGUGUUGCAGCCCACUGUUGCUGGUCUUACGAGAUGCUAUGAUGAUUUGAGCCGUUCAUAAUUUCUUCAUAACCGUAAAGAAACAAUCACGAAAAAAUCACGAUUCCGUUCCGAUCAUGUGAUCAGUCAGUAUGUGGGCCCCAUUGGGCGGCGACAAACGCUGGAUGCUCAGUCGCGGCAGAGGUAAACCGACCUCCACCUGAAAGAACGGUAAGCCAAACACGGAAGCAGAUUGGCUGGUGUACCACGCACCAACGAUAUGGCUGGUGUGUUGACGUCAUCAAUUCCGUAGAUCCCACCAUGAGGUAUGUGUUAUAUCCCAACCGUCCUUUCAUUUGGCGAGCUAGUUGUGUGGGUCCCACCAUGACAAUGAUUCUCACCGUUAAAACAUUCGUAGGGCCGGUUUACUUUCCAUCCAAUCUGUUCAUAAGGUCACACACACCAAAUAUCAUAUUGAUCCAAAACUUCUGACCAGCAAAAGGGUUUCAAUGGUAGAAGUUCAAUCCCUCACAGCUUUUUACAGUGUGGUCCACCUUGAUUUUUGGAUCUGUCUUAUUUUUAGGCUCAAGCCUUACGACGAGCUCACCAAGUUUACGGACGGUUUGGAUAUAACUCAUACCUCAUGAUGGGACCCACAGAACUUGGUUACGUCAACACACUAGCCACAUCGGUGGUGUGUGUGGUACACCUCACCAGCCAAUCCGCUUCCUACAACGACAUAGUCAAAUGGAAGAAAAUGCCCUGUGAUGUCGGAACAAAAGGAUGCAAUUACAAAGCGAAAAUCAGGGAAAUCCAGACCGUACAUCCAACUGAAUAGAUAUAUUAACUAUUUUUAGGAAGCUGUUAAGCCCAUUAAUCCGUGAUUAAAGGGGAACGGGUGAUUAUAAAAGGGAGAGAAGGCAUUAGGAAACUUUAGAUUUGAGGGAGGGGUAGCCUUGGGUGAGGUGAGAGCCGUUGAUUUUAACUGCUUUCACAUUUCGGGUGGGCCCAAAGAUUCAUUAGUGUGUUGCAAGAUGGCCGGUGGAGGAUUAGUAUCGCAGGGCGAGGCAAAGAACUAUGCCGGUAAGACGACGCUUUUCGUGUUGGUCACCUGCAUGGUGGCUGCAACGGGCGGUCUCAUCUUCGGCUACGAUAUCGGUAUUUCAGGUGGUGUGACAUCCAUGGAUGUGUUCUUGAAGCAGUUCUUCCCUGAUGUGUAUAGGAAAAUGAAGGAAGAUACUGAUGAAAACCAGUACUGCAAGUUCGACAGCCAAAUGCUCACCACCUUCACGUCCUCGCUCUACAUAGCGGGCCUUGUUGCAUCCUUCAUUGCCUCUGCAACCACAAGAAUCUUUGGCCGGAAGGUGUCCAUGUUGUUAGGUGGGGCCACCUUCCUGGCAGGCUCGGCUGUCAAUGGUGCCGCCGUCAAUGUAGCCAUGCUUAUCAUCGGUAGGCUUUUGCUCGGUGUUGGUGUAGGUUUCGCCAAUCAGGCAGUUCCAGUCUACCUAUCGGAGAUGGCCCCAGCCCAGCUACGUGGAGCCCUCAACAUCGGCUUCCAACUGGCUAUAACCAUAGGAAUUCUAGCUGCAAAUCUUGUGAACUAUGGGACAAACCAGAUCAAGGGUGGAUAUGGGUGGAGAGUGUCGCUGGCAUUGGCUGCAGUCCCUGCGAUUCUGAUGACCAUCGGCUCGCUCCUGCUUCCAGACACGCCCAAUUCCCUGAUUGAGAGGGGUCACAACGACCAGGCCAAGGCCAUGUUGCAGAAGGUUCGUGGCACUACAGAUGUAGAUGAGGAGUUCGAAGAUCUCAUCCAAGCGUCCCAGAUCGCUAAGCUAGUGGACCAUCCAUGGAAGAACAUCAUGGAGAGGAAGUACAGACCACAGCUGAUCAUGGCCAUUGCAAUUCCCUUCUUCCAGCAGCUCACUGGCAUCAAUGUCAUCAUGUUCUACGCUCCGGUCCUGUUCAAGACCUUAGGUUUUGGGGAUGACGCCUCCCUCAUGUCUGCGGUCAUAACGGGCCUUGUCAAUGUGCUCGCCACUUUCGUGUCAAUCGUCACCGUCGAUCGCUAUGGAAGGAGGUUCUUGUUCCUUGAAGGUGGCUCUCAGAUGCUUAUAUGCCAGGUCGCCAUCGGCAUCAUCCUCGGCCUGAAGUUUGGCGUCACCGGCACCGGAACACUAACCAAGACCGACGCUGACGUGGUCCUCUUCCUCAUCUGCGCCUACGUGGCCGCCUUCGCCUGGUCGUGGGGCCCCCUAGGAUGGUUGGUCCCCAGCGAGAUCUUCCCCCUGGAGAUCCGAUCGGCAGGCCAGUCCAUAACCGUUGCAGUCAACCUCCUGUUCACCUUCUUCAUCGCCCAGGCCUUCCUCACCAUGCUAUGCCACCUCAAGUUCGGCCUCUUCUUCUUCUUCGCUGGCUUUGUCUUGAUCAUGACCUUAUUCAUUAGCUUCUUCCUUCCCGAGACGAAGAACGUCCCGAUCGAGGAGAUGAAUAGAGUUUGGAAGCAGCACUGGUUUUGGGGGAAGUUCAUCUCCGAUGAAGACUCUGAAUAAGAAGAAGAUGGUUGUAACUUCGAGAUGGCAUCAGCUACGGGCAUACCUCACCCUCAUAUCUCAACGAUGAUAUUAUCUUUAAUAUAUGAAUUCUACUCGAGAAGGAUAGAGAAUGGAAUUUCUUCUAUUUCUUCUUCUUCUUCUUUUACUUUCUUUUUUCUACAUUUGACUGAGUUAGAAUCCUUUAUUACUA
Magnolia sinica is the source of this 3728-nucleotide messenger RNA. RefSeq names its product sugar transport protein MST6-like. Lineage: Eukaryota; Viridiplantae; Streptophyta; Magnoliopsida; Magnoliales; Magnoliaceae. The coding region runs from base 2021 to 3535 and encodes 504 amino acids. Gene Ontology annotation, biological process: monosaccharide transmembrane transport. Gene Ontology annotation, cellular component: membrane. Gene Ontology annotation, molecular function: monosaccharide transmembrane transporter activity. The transcript has 5 exons. The record is from RefSeq and is a predicted model, not a curated record.